UCCCAGGUCUCUCACUGAACAACCCUUCCAUUGUGCAACCUUUAGCUUCUUAUAUAUGUUGUUUGAUCACAGUAUACUUGUAGUGUCUUUGCAAUUUUAAAAAAGUCUUCAGCAUAAAGAUCAUGCCUAUGAUCAUUUAAUGGAAAUUUAGUUUUAUAAUGCAUUUUUAGCAAGAUAGAAAGCAAAAUAUUGUAAAGAAUUUAAAUACACCAACAGUUUUCUGAUAACAAAUAGGUCAUUAAUGCUUGCAAAUUUAAAUGCUUUACUCUUCUUUAUUUUUAAUAAGUUUUUGCUAUAACAACCAUAUUUAAUGCAGCAAAACAUCAGAAAUUGUGCAAGUUAAGAGUUCCAUUGCUCAGUUUAUGAAUAAUGAUGACUUGGAAACAUUGUCAAAUUUGUAACAAUGGUGAGAUGUUACAGCACUAAUAAAAAAAAAAAAGGAACUGAAAAUGUGGAACCUUAGUCCUGUAUUUGUUAAAAACCUAAAGAAGAAAUCAAUUGGCCAACAGAGUUACAUAGAGAAAAAUAUAUACAGUAUAUACUUAAACAAUAAAAUGCUUUCUUUGGUGAUUCAUUCCGGAUAUGAAGGUAGUGACAUUGCAGAAAAAAUACAUCACCCGCGUUAUGUAAAUUUUUUCUGCAAUGAUCACUACCUUCAUAACCCGAAUGUCAAAGAAAGCAUUUUAUUGUUUAUAUUAACAUCUUUCUUUAAGCUAAUCGAUAAAUUGAUUAGGAAAUUAAGUAAGUAAAUUUCACUAAAUUACUGUUGAUGUACGUAAGUAAGUUAGUUAUAAGAAACAGCCAAAUCGUCUCCUGUGAGACUUUGAGUCUGACAUCGUCAUGAUUAUUUCGUGCAGUCCAUGAUUUUUCCUAGGUCGCUAUAGGUUUGGACCAAUCAAUAAACAGGGCAUGUCAAUAUCUGUCCUGUCAUUUUCUUGUCAGUUUCAGCCGCUGUAGAUUUCGACCAAUCGAUAAAUGGGGCAUGUAGAUUUCUAUCAGGCUGUUUUUAUAGAGCUAUGAAUUAACUAUAAGUUUUCGUAAGAAAUAGAGGGAAUAAUACUUGGGAGAUGUAAAUAGAUGUAUAUGACACCAGUUAACUGUCUUUAAAAAGGAGAAAGUAUCAUUUUAUUUAACAAGGUCUACAACAAACUAUUGUAUUAUUUAAAGUAGAAAUUGACUUCAGAUACCAGUAUCAGUUUUGUCCUAAAAGAAUUCAAUGAGUUAUAAAAUUUUGCAUGAAAUGUGGGCCAAUGGUUGCUAGUCUAGUGUUACAUUUCAAUUUUCAGUGUUAAUGUGUAAAAUCUCAUCUACCGGAAAUACUUGACAUGCUUCAGAAUAUCAUUAUUCUUAGCUGAUCAUCAUCAAAAACACAGAAAGUGUUUACUUAAGUUUCUUGAAGUAGAGCAAGUUAACUCUAUAAGAGUAAGUUAACUCAACAUGAAUUGUUUUUCAUUAUGAUGAUACUAUUUUUGCUUUGUUUAAUCGAUAAAAGACAAAUCAAAAAUCACAACAUUAAGACAUAUGAAAUAAAAAACUAAACAAAUAAUGAAUCAAUAUUCUGUGAUCUUAACGUUUUAUUCAAAGGAAAAUACAAGGAACGCCACUUGGAGUUACCAAACGAGGCAAAUAGUGUCAUCAGAUGAAAAAAUUAAUGAGGUGGCAGUUAACUAUCAAGGAUUAAGAAUUUAAGUUUUCGUAAUUUUAUAGGAUAUCAACAAACUAAUGCAUGAUGCUUUCAGGUUCAGCAAUUCCUGGGCAUGAAUGAAUUCUAUUGUAGUAGAUGUUUUGAUUCUUUUUUAUAUGUUUUAAAUGGUUUGAAAUGUAUAUCGGCACACCAGGGCACUAUGACAAAAACUUUUCAAUGCUAGCAGAUGAGCCAUGUUCAUGUGUCUGCAGUUUGACAUUUGGGGCAUGCUAGUUUUGGUUGUAAACUAGCAGUUCCUUUAUUAGAACGUUUGUUGAUCACUCUAUACAGUCUAGAAAAUGUAACAUCAGACUUGUACAAUAUAUCUCAUUACACUUCCGGGAUGUGUAAAGUUAGAAGAGAUUGAAAUUAAAUAAUAAUUUAGAGGAUAUUCAUAAUUGCAAACAUAGACUUUUAUCUAUAACUUGACAUCAGGCAUGAUUUUUACCUGUCAUGUCAAAAUAAUCAUGGUUUCAAAAAGAAGAAACAAAUAUAUGAAAAUAUUCUAUCUAAAUUCAAAAAUGUUUGAGUGAAAUACGCAGUAAAGAACAACAAGAAGUUAAGAAUAACAUGGCUAUAUCGGUGGGAAACACCUCUAUGGCUAUGGUGAUAUCAUUGGUCUGAUGUUUACAUUUUCUGAUCAGCAAAAGAUUGAACCAGCAUCUGUCUUGGAGCUGUGUCACUAGUAGUGCUCUGGUGGGCCGAAUUUACUGGACAUUGUUAAAAGGAGCUUCAUAGCUGAGAUGAAAUUUUAUGUGAACAAGAUUCGGCAAAACAUUCACGCUCGAGAACAUGGGUCUAACAAACAGGUAGCCUCCAAGUCGUGUGCCCUCUCCUUGGUACGUCAGCUCUACCACAUGGGGGUCAUUGAAGCCUACACAGGUCAAACCAAGAAAAAGGAUCAAGACAAGUUAGAGUUGUAUGAGGUGUCAGUAAACCCAGAGGCGCUGGUUCAGGUUGACAGGGCGCUGCAGGAAUGGAACAUACAGUUUGUUCCCGCACCUGCAGACCCAAGUCACCCCCACUCACUGGUAACCAGGACCACUCUGGAAGAGUUUGAGCCCCAGCCAAAGAGAAACUCCUCGGGGGUGGUACCAUGGUCCCCACCCCAGGAAAAUUGGAACCCCUGGUCAGCCUGUAACAUUGAUGAAGGCCCACUAGCCACGGCAACCAUGCAUCAAAUAAGUGAGGAUCUGUUUAACAACUCGGAACAGUCAAGGAAUCACAAUGAAAAUCUUAAAAUGAUGAUGGAAGAGCGCACCCAUUUACCUGUGUAUCAGUCACAUGAUCACAUCCUUCAGGUGAUCAAGAACAGUCCGGUCACUCUGAUCCGUGGAGAAACAGGCUGCGGGAAAACCACCCAGGUACCUCAGUUUAUCUUGGAUAAUGCCAUUGAGAUGGGUGUUGGAGCAGAUUGUAAUAUAAUUAUCACUCAGCCACGUAGAAUUUCAGCAGUGUCUAUUGCUGAGCGCGUUGCUCAGGAGCGCGGGGAGGAUUUGGGUGUGAGCACAGGGUACAGUGUGCGAUUUGAAUCUAUAUUCCCAAGGUACUAUGGAGCCAUCUUGUACUGCACUGUGGGAACCUUACUUAGAAGAUUAGAAAAUGGGAUGCGUGGCAUAUCCCAUGUGAUUGUCGAUGAAAUCCAUGAGAGAGAUAUUAACACUGACUUUCUGUUGGUGUUGCUGAGGGACAUGGUACAUGCCUACCCACAGCUGAGGGUCAUUCUGAUGUCUGCCACGGUGGACACGACUCUGUUCACCGAGUACUUUGGGAACUGUCAGGUGGUGGAGGUGUAUGGACGCACACACCCUGUUCAGGAGUAUUAUUUGGAGGACUGCAUACAGAUGCUGGGAUUUAUUCCACCACCCAGUGAUAAAAAGAAGAAGAAGGACAGGGAUGAAUUGGGAGAAGAGAUGGAUCAAGAGGAAAAUUGUAAUUUAUUGGUGAACAAUGAAUACUCUGAGCAGACAAGGCGUGCAAUGGCCAUGCUGAAUGAAAAGGAGAUGUCGUUUGAGUUGAUAGAGGCUCUCAUUAAAUACAUCAAGACAUUGAAGAUACCAGGUGCCAUUUUGAUUUUCCUGCCUGGAUGGAACCUGAUUUUUGCAUUGCACAGAUAUCUUGAGACCCACCCAGAAUUUGGUGGCCCAAUGUACAGAGCUUUGCCACUCCACUCACAGAUGCCCAGAGAAGACCAAAGAAAAGUGUUUGAGCCAGUCCCUGAGGGGGUCACAAAGAUUAUCCUGUCCACUAACAUUGCUGAGACCUCUGUCACAAUCAAUGAUGUUGUGUACGUGGUCGAUUCAUGCAAAGCCAAGAUGAAGUUGUUUACAUCCCACAACAACAUGACAAACUAUGCCACGGUGUGGGCCUCCAAGACGAACCUGGAACAGCGGCGGGGAAGGGCCGGGCGUGUCAGACCGGGCUUCUCCUUCCAUCUCUGUAGCAGGGCCAGGUUUGAGAGAUUAGACCAGCAUACCACUCCGGAGAUCUUCAGGACCCCCCUCCAUGAGUUGGCCUUGGCCAUUAAGCUUCUGAGACUUGGACCAAUAGGUUCAUUCCUAGCUAAAGCUGUAGAACCUCCUCCCAUUGAUGCUGUCAUUGAGGCAGAGGCUCUUCUAAAGGAAAUGAGAGCUCUGGAUAGCAAUGAUGAGUUAACUCCCCUGGGGAAGAUCCUGGCUCGACUUCCUAUUGAACCAAGACUGGGCAAAAUGAUCAUCUAUGGCUGCAUAUUUUAUUGUGGGGAUUCGAUGUGUACCAUUGCUGCCAGCACUACGUUUCCAGAGCCUUUCAUCACCCCCACCGACCGCAAGCGUCUGGGAUGGGUCCAUAAGUCCUUGGCAGGAAAUCGCUUUAGUGAUCAUGUAGCAUUGCUUAAUGCUUUCAAUCUGUGGGAAGAAGCCAGGAGUGGAGGCGAGCAGAAUGAGAUGUACUUCUGUGACCAGAAAUCUCUGUCCAUGCAGACUCUGAGGAUGACCUUCGAGGCCAAGCGGCAACUAUGUGACAUACUGAUCAAUGUUGGAUUCCCUGAGGAAUGUCUGACCCCACAGGUGUUCAACUUCACUGGUCCAGACAGAAAUCUAGACAUGGUCAUAUCUCUGCUGUGUAUGGGGUUGUACCCCAACGUGUGUUAUCAUAAGGAGAAAAGAAAAGUGUUGACAACAGAGAGUCGUGCAGCCUUAGUACACAAGUCCUCUGUCAACUGCACAAACAAAGAUAUCAAAUUCCCUUCACCUUUCUUUGUCUUUGGGGAAAAGAUUCGCACCCGAGCUGUUUCAUGUAAGCAGAUGUCUAUGGUGUCUCCACUGCAGCUGCUGAUGUUUGCUGCCAGAAAUGUUACACUGGAGGAAGGCAAUAUUGUCCUAGACAAAUGGAUAAAUUUGAAGAUGGAGUACGAGGCUGCAGCAAAGAUAGUAGCCCUUCGGCCGCCACUGGAGGCCCUGAUAGUGAGGAUCACAAACAACCCUGAGGGAAUCCAGAAUCCAGGGCCCCAGGAGGAGACCCUGAUGUCAGCGGUCCGGUCCCUGUCCAGACCCAGCACCGGGAGAUUCAACCUCAGCAGUGAGGGGGAGUCAGGGGAACCCCCUCACAAGAUGGCUCGGUUCGGAGGCCCCCCUAGAGGUGGGGGUGGAUACAGAGGAGGAUAUGGAGGGGGAGGAAUGUCCAAUUAUGGAGCAGGAGGGGGAUAUAGAGGAUUCAGAGGCAGCCGAGGGGGAGGAGGAGGAUUUGGGGGAAGUCGUGGAUAUAGUGGAGGCGGUCGUGGAUUUGGUGGGGGAGGAUAUGGAGGGGGCGGGGGAAGAGGAUACGGGGGUGGAGGUGGAAGGGGAUAUGGAGGCGGAGGAGCCCGAGGCUUUGGAGGUGGUGGCGGUGGGAGGGGGUUUGGGGGAGGAGGAUUCCGGGGAGGAAGAGGGGGAUUCCGCGGGGGCUACUGAAGAUCAUCAUUGUUCUGGACUGAUUCUUGACUGUAUCGUGACAAUAAUUUGUGCAAUUUUUAUUGACUUUCAUGUUAACUUCUGUAAAAUUUUGUUCAUAUAUGCAUUAAAAGUUUUGUAUGUUGAAAACAUAGAUAUAUAUGUUGAAUGAAUAAAGCAUCCUCAAAGCC
Messenger RNA from Magallana angulata, 5783 nucleotides. RefSeq names its product ATP-dependent RNA helicase A-like. NCBI's taxonomy places the organism in Eukaryota, Metazoa, Mollusca, Bivalvia, Ostreida, Ostreidae. The transcript is spliced from 25 exons. Gene Ontology annotation, biological process: positive regulation of transcription by RNA polymerase II; regulation of mRNA processing. Gene Ontology annotation, molecular function: ATP binding; 3'-5' DNA helicase activity; double-stranded RNA binding. Bases 2428 to 5613 code for a protein of 1061 amino acids. The record is from RefSeq and is a predicted model, not a curated record. Gene Ontology annotation, cellular component: ribonucleoprotein complex; intracellular anatomical structure; nucleolus.